This is a messenger RNA of Mycena indigotica, 630 nucleotides long. Its product is annotated as Flavin-Reduct domain-containing protein. The transcript has a single exon. Lineage: Eukaryota; Fungi; Basidiomycota; Agaricomycetes; Agaricales; Mycenaceae. Gene Ontology annotation, molecular function: riboflavin reductase (NADPH) activity; FMN binding. The record is from RefSeq and is a predicted model, not a curated record. Bases 142 to 630 code for a protein of 162 amino acids.
AUAUGCGGACGCUAUUGUCAACCUUCAUUCGCUCAUGUUCAACUGCCGCCGCCACGAAAAGCCAGCUACGCGCCGUGCUUAGAGAGACCGCCCAGCCCGUCGCGGUUGUCACCGCUGCUGUGCCCACAACAGAGGGAUUUCAUGGGGCAACAUUAUCUUCGUUUACCUCCAUUGCGAUGGACCCCUUCCCCCCUAGUCAGCUUUGCCCUGCGAAUCCCCUCCCGCAUGGCCACAGCACUCAACAGCGCGAGCCCCUCAUCGUCGUCAGACAUGGUCAUCAGCCUUUUGUCCGCCGACCAAGCGUCAGUUGCGACCCGCUUCUCGCGCGCCGACCUCUACCCCCACCCAUUCGAGUCAACAGACUAUUUUCUUUCGCGAGAUGGGCUGCCUAUUAUCCGCAACUCUCUUGGCGCAUUAUCCUGCAAACUUGUCUCGCGUGGCUUGCCCCUCCACGACGCGCGUUUAUUAGAGCAACGGCGGUUUGACCUGGAAGCCACAGAGGACUACGACCAGUCUCACAUCGUAUCGCAGCUGUUCAUCGCCCAGGUGACACACGUCGAGCAUUUUGGAGACCAUGGGCUCAAGCCGCUUUUGUACCAUCGCCGAGCGUACACUACCACAAAAGUAUAG